Messenger RNA from Lotus japonicus, 2214 nucleotides. RefSeq lists its product as uncharacterized. NCBI's taxonomy places the organism in Eukaryota, Viridiplantae, Streptophyta, Magnoliopsida, Fabales, Fabaceae. Bases 1 to 2214 code for a protein of 737 amino acids. The record is from RefSeq and is a predicted model, not a curated record. The transcript has 6 exons.
AUGGAUGUCAAGAGUGCAUUUCUGAAUGGUUACUUAAAUGAAGAAGUAUAUGUAGAGCAACCUACAGGGUUCAUAGAUCCUCAUCAUCCAGACUAUGUAUACAGAUUAAGGAAAGCACUGUAUGGAUUGAAGCAAGCUCCCAGAGCUUGGUAUGAGAGGCUUACUGAAUUUCUUGUUAGUCUACAAGUGAAGCAAAUGGAGGAUUCCAUGUUUAUCUCACAGAGCAAAUAUGCCAAGGGCUUGGUCAAGAAGUUUGGUUUAGAGAAGUCAGGUCACAAGAGAACUCCAGCUGCAACUCAUGUUAAAUUAACCAAGGAUGAGCUAGGAGAAGAUGUUGAUCAAAGUCUCUAUAGAAGCAUGAUAGGAAGCUUGUUAUAUCUUACUGCUAGUAGAUCUGACAUCACUUUUGCUGUUGGUGUGUGUGCCAGAUACCAAGCUGCUCCUAAAGCAAGUCAUCUACUGCAAGUAAAGAGAAUCAUCAAGUACAUCAGUGCUACAAGUGAUUAUGAUUGGGCAGGUAGUGCAGAUGACAGAAAGAGCAUAUCAGGAGGUUGUUUCUUUUUAGGAAAUAAUCUAAUCUCGUGGUUUAGUAAGAAGCAGAACUGUGUAUCUUUAUCAACCGUAGAAGCAGAGUAUAUUGCUGCCGGAACAUCAGGGAAGCACGACUCUGUCAAGGCCAAGGUUGAAAGAACUCCACUUGGUGUGAAAUGCAUGGGCCUCAAGAGUGGUUCAUCAGGUUCUAAGAAGAAGUUUGAGAAGAAGAUAACCAAGAUUCCAUCAAGAAAGGUGUAUCAGUCUCAAGCUCGUGACAAGACUACCUCAAAUGCUCCUAUUAUUGAAGAUGUCACAUAUGAAGAAGAACUUUCUGCUGAAAACUCUCCCAUUGGUUCUAAUCAAGAUGUUGUGCCCGAUGUUAGGGCUUCUGUACCUGCAUAUGUUUCAACUCAAGAAAUUUAUGGGAAGGAAUCCACUGCUCGUGAAGAUUCAGGUGUACCCACUCAUUCUAAUGGCUCUUCUUCUCCUUCGAAAGAGGAUGAACCAGUGCAUGUGACCAUUGAUGAUUCUCAGUCCAAGGAAUCAAGCCAGGCUCCUGCCUCUGUACAGAACAUCUCUGAUGAUGUCCCGUUAACUGCCUCUCUGCCUGAUAGUGUUGCUGCAAGGAUCAAGAGAAAAAGAAGGGUUCCUGAUGUUGAAGAAUCUCCUGCUCCAAAGAAGAAGACCAAGUCCACUCCAGCAACUUCCAAGUCUAAGCAAAAAGAUGUGAAGGGAAAAGGUCAUGUUCAGAAGUGGAAGUAUGUGUGCCAACGCAGAGUUGCCAAGGAAAGGGAAGUUGGCUCUGAUGUACUUGAGUGCAAGGAAGUUGUUGCACUUAUUGAAAAGGCUGGACUGAUGAAGACCAUUCUCAAGGUGGGAAGGUGUUAUGAAAAACUAGUGAGAAAAUUUCUGGUGAAUUUGUCUGUGGAAGUGGGACUUCCUGACAGUAUUGAGUUUAGAAAGGUGUUUGUCAGGGCAAAAUGUGUUGAAUUCUCCCCUGCUGUGAUCAACAAAGCACUUGGCAGAAGUGCUGUUGAGUUUGUUGAUGAGGAGUUGUCCUUGGAUGUGUUCGCCAAGGAGAUUACUGCUGGCCAAGUCAAGAAGUGGUCCAUCAAGAAGUUGCUGUCUACAGGAAAACUGAGUGUGAAAUUGAUCUACAAGAUUGGCACUUCUACUGCUUUUGAUUUUGAGUCUUUUGUGUUUGAACAGACCUUGAAGCAUGCUGACACUUGUGCUGUGAAGCUGCCCAUAUCAUUUCCAUCUCUUCUUACAGAGAUUAUUCUUCAACAGCAUCCUCAGAUCAUCAGGGCUGAUGAGGUUCCUUUGCCAAAGGGUGUUCCUAUUACCCUGGAUCAACGAUUGUUUAUGGAGCCACAUGUCAUAGACAUUGCUGUGCCAUUUAGCAGGACUUCUGCCCCUGCUCCUGUGAGUGAAUCUAGCACUAAGGUUAUUAUUGCUGAAUUAAUGGAUAUUUCUAAGGUCCCACAUGAGACUAUUAGGAUCAGCACUGCAAGGAAGCUAAAGGUUGAUGCUUUGCUUCUCAAGCUUCAAGAGGAAGAAGGUCCAGAGGGUGAGCCAAGUGGUGGUGCUGCUGCACCUCAGGAUGCCAACACUGAAGAAGAGGGAGAAUCUGAAGAUAAUAUAGAAGACACUGAAGGCGACUCCAGUUCUGAUGAUUAG